Yamadazyma tenuis ATCC 10573 is the source of this 822-nucleotide messenger RNA. NCBI's taxonomy places the organism in Eukaryota, Fungi, Ascomycota, Pichiomycetes, Serinales, Debaryomycetaceae. The record is from RefSeq and is a predicted model, not a curated record.
ACCGAACUCACAUACGCUGCUCAUUCUACCACAAUGCCAGAAGAUAAUAUCAUACUACCUGUGAGUGCAUCCAUGAGCAAGAUGACAAUACAGGACUCGAAUAAGUCGCAAUUUGGGUACAAUCCGUCGAUAGGAGCAUCGUCCAAUGAAAUUACCCCGACCACCUCUAGCAUACUACUCAACAAAACUGUCAGUCUAAACCCUGGUGUUAGCAAAAGCAUCAACAAAAAAGCAUUCGAAGUGAGUUUGUCAUCGUUAUCAUUUCUCUUCUGUGAAAUUGUGAACUGGAGUCACAAGAAAUCCAAGGGUAUCCAGGAUUUAGAAAACAGACUAAACGGGUUGGGGUAUCAAAUCGGUCAAAAGUUCUUGGAACUUUCUAAAACUAGAGAAGGCUUGAAGUACAGCAAGAGAGAAAUCAAAAUUGUUGAAAUCUUACAGUUUAUACAUUCUACAUUGUGGAAAGGACUCUUUGGCAAGAUUGCCAAUGAAUUGGAAAAGUCACAAGACGUGAAUAACGAGUAUAUGAUCAUAGAUAAUUGCCCAUUAGUGUCCAAAUUUGUCAAUGUUCCUAAGGAUUAUGGAGAUUUGAACUGUGCUGCCUUUAUUGCUGGAAUAAUUGAAGGUGCUCUUGACUCAGCUGGGUUUUUCGCCGAUGUCACCGCUCAUACCAUGCCCAAAGAAGGAUCACCGUUAAGAACUGUGUUUCUUAUAAAGUUUGACGACCUGGUGAUCUCCAAAGAAGAGCAAACAGUCCAAUCGUAGGAAUUAUAUCACACGUAUAAUGGUGAAACACUUCAUAGACAUUUCGCAGUUUACACAUUC